ACUUAGUCCUUCCCCGCUAACCUCUGCUUCUCUGGAAAACUCUGUUACUGUAAGCUCUUUUGCGCGCCUGUCUUUUCGAUUCCAGCUUACUCUAUGGGUGAAAAUUAAAAGUUCAUUUUUUUUUCGUCUGUGAUUGGCUCUGACUUUGAUGCUUUCUUUGGUGCCAUCGCUUUGUUUAUUCUGAGAAAUUUAUUGAGAGAUUGGCGAUGUGUGGAAUAAUUCACGAGCGUGUUUUUGAAUUGGAUUUUCGUUUUGAGUUUUGUUCUGGUUUUUCUAGCGAUGUUUGAUUGGAACGACGAAGAGCUUACAGAUAUAAUAUGGGAUGAGGCUGCUGAGAGCGAUGACCAUAUUGUUCCAUAUCCAGAGGCAAGUGGAGACUUUUGCAAAAAGAAGAAAUGGAGCCAAGAAGCUAAUAACAUCAAGUCUAAUGAGCAGAAAGCAACUGGCACUAAAAUUGAUAUCCAUGGCAGAAAGCUGCAAAGCAGUUCAAAUUUUGAUUCCAGUGAAGGAGCUUCUACCUUGGGAUUUGGCAUAGACUCAUGGCCCAACUUGUCCUUAUCAACUGCUGCCAAAACUCACCAGGAGUCCUUGGAUACGUCAGUAUCUAAUAAUUUAACUGAAAUUACAAAAUUUGAUUCUUCUGGAGGUGCAGAUGCAGUUCAACUUGAUAAGGAAGCUGGAACUUUUCAAAAAGAUAAAGAACAAGGUGAUUUUGUUGAUUAUGGCUGGGCUAACAUUGGAAGCUUUGAUGACCUUGAUCGAAUUUUCAGCAAUGAUGAUCCCAUAUUUGGCUCUGUAACUCUCAGUAGUGGUGAUGAGCUUUGGUCUUCUUCCAAAGAUGUAACCAACAGUCCGGGAAAGUCCUUUCCUAUUUAUGCAGACUCUCCACCUUUGGGGUUGGGACCUUUAAGGAAUACAUUUGAGAAUUUUGAGAUUAAAACUGAGUAUGUACAAGAAGAUGAUGAGCCAUUUACACUCGACUAUGGGAAAGUGAACGAUCCUGCAUCUCACGUUGUGCAGAAUGCAUGUGCUGUCCUGGAUCAUGUAGAAUAUGCUGGAGGUAAAAAUAAGCCCAUGAUGAAGGAACAGAGGGAUUUGACUGUCAUGGGAAAGAACACUACAGCAAACUCUCAGCUUACUGCUGAAAAUGUUGUCUCAUCAAAUCAAUUGGCGGAUAAGGUUUAUAAGCACAAAAAACCCUUGAAAAGUCGGAAAAAGCUGGAAGAACAACAUGAAUUAACACCUUAUCAAGAUAUGUAUGGUGACUGGUCUUCAGCUGGCAACUUACCUGGCCAAUUCAAGAAUCAAUUUGCUCCCACCAUUUUACAUUCUUCACCAUCCAUUCUUGGUCAACCAAGGCCACUACAAGGAUGUGAAUCAUUGCAGUAUCAACAGAUUUCAAACCCAUUAGUGGCCUCUUCUUCAUAUGGGACUGUUACAAAUCCAUAUUCUGCCAUGCCUGUGCUAUCGCACAUUCAAUCUAGGGAAUUGAAGCGGCAAUCUUUGCUUUCUGGUUAUGAAGUUUCUUCAGGUAAUGCAAAUGCUGUAAAGAAGUUAGCCGACUCACCAGUGAAACGUCAGGCCAUGACACCUCAAGAAAAAAUUGAAAAAUUAAGAAAACGGCAGCAAAUGCAGGCGAUGCUUGCUAUUCAGAAACAGCAGCAGCAGUUUGGUCACCAAGUUUCCUGUUGUGAUCAUUCUAUCACUCAAAAACAUUCCCAAGAAAAUCAAACCCAGCAUGUUGAGGGAGCUGACCUAGAGGUGGAGGAUUUGACCACUUUUCCUGCUUUCGAUCCAAACUCGCCUGUUGAACAAGAUGAUUCCAAUACAAUCUCUCUGGCAGUUAAUGAUUACUCAGCAGAGGAUACUGUGCUCUACCGACUUCAGGAUAUUAUUGCAAAGCUGGAUGUCAGAAUUAGACUUUGCAUACGGGAUAGCUUGUUCCGACUGGCUCAAAGCGCAAUGCAAAGGCAUUAUGCUAGUGAUACUAGCAGUACCAACAAUAGUAGCAGGGAUGAGCAGGUUGUUGCAAAAGAGGAAACCAGUGGUCAUAACAGGAAUUCUAAGAUACCUGAAGCAGAAACGGAGACCAAUCCCUUAGAUCGAACUGUGGCUCAUUUGCUGUUUCAAAGACCUUUGGAGUUGUCAGGAAAACAUCCUGACACACCUGAUUCACCCGCUUCUUCUAUGCUACCAAGUGAACAGAAGGCAUUAGGCAUAGCAAAACCGUCAAUGGGGUGCUUGCCUGAGAUUGUAAAAAGCAGGAAGAUCUAUCCUCACCAGUGUAAAAGUAGUGUUUGCAUUGACAACACCGAUAAUGCAUCGAACAACGGGUCUGCUGAUGCGGGAGUGGAGGAAAUAGAAGCCUCUCAAUGAAAAAAUUAGGCACUUGUGAUUUUCAUAAGGGUAAUUCCUUCCUUUAUCUCUUCCAUGCUUGUCUUGCUGAUGUUGACAAUAUGUAUGGAUUUACUGGUAAUGCGGAGCUUUUCUUUUAUUGUCAGCCCAAGUUUAAUAUUUGUCAAGUGGGAAUUUGAAAUUCCUCGAGGACUCAAUGCAGCUUGAAAUGGAAGAAAUAUGCACGUUGGAAGUAUAUUAUAUAUAGUGUGAUAUAAGUAGUUAUUUACCGUUUGAACAUUUGACAGUUCUUUAUCCUAAAACUACAAGUUAUCAAAGUUGUUAGACUCCUAAGUUUGUGUGCUUUGGUCCAUUCUGACGUUGUGUGAAAGGCUGAAGCUACUUAAUGACGCCUUGAAUAAGUCUUAGAUGACAUGAUGUGGACUCCUCAGAGUGACAAUGGCCUGCUCUGUGUUCUCAACUUUCUGAACCCCAUUUGCAAACAUUAUUAUACAUCCUCAUUUUGAAA
This is a messenger RNA of Jatropha curcas, 2863 nucleotides long. RefSeq names its product agglutinin-like protein. NCBI's taxonomy places the organism in Eukaryota, Viridiplantae, Streptophyta, Magnoliopsida, Malpighiales, Euphorbiaceae. Gene Ontology annotation, biological process: circadian rhythm; regulation of DNA-templated transcription. The record is from RefSeq and is a predicted model, not a curated record.